CCCUGCAACGAGUCAGGGCGAGCCCUGCAGACAAUGUGAUGAAAUUAAAAAUGAGCAAAAAAGACAAUUUACUGUCUGACAGCGACGCAGCGCGAGCCGCGGGGAGCAUAUUAAGCGCCGCGCCAACUUGUGGAUUUACUUACAGUCUCUCCACAGCUCCGCGCGUGAGAAGUUCAGGGGCGCUCCCAACUUUCUGAUGCCAACAACUUUUUUACUUUCACCCGCAGCCAGUCAUCAUGUUGGACAAAUUCGGGCCGCAGAGCGCUGGUGUGGCCGUCUCCAGCGCGGACCUCCAGCUCAAACUGACGGACAACAAGAGCAGCCUGGCCGCAGCGGGGAUGGGGCUGGAGAACGGCACUGGGAAGAAACUCAUAGAAAUAAGUGGACCGGCUUUAUCUAAAAGAAGACUUCUGGUUGGCUUGGACCUACUCUGCCUCUUCCUCGCUUCCAUCCCUUUCUUUGCAUGUGAGCUGAAGGCAGUGAGUCCUUACAAAAGGGGCUUCAUGUGCGGGGACACCAGCAUCACCUAUCCUUACCUGCACCAAGAGGCCAUAUCAGACGAAUUACUCAUCGCUGGUGGCAUCAUCAUCACAGGCCUCACUAUCGCCCUCGGGGAGUGCUACCGGGUUCGUUUCCGAGGCGUCAGUUCCAAGGCCUUCGUCAGGAACCUGUACGUGUCCUGUCUGUACAAGGAGCUGGGCUGCUUCCUGUUUGGCUGCUGCGUCGGCCAGUCACUGACCAACAUGGCCAAGCUGAGUGUUGGGCGGCUGCGACCGCACUUCCUGUCUGUGUGCGGUGUCACGUAUGCGUCGCUCAACUGCACACCUGGAACCUACGUUGCAACAGUGAACUGCCGCCAAACCGACCACCGGCUGGAGGAGGAGGCCAGGAAGUCCUUCUUCUCUGGCCACGCUUCCUUUGCGAUGUACACGAUGCUCUAUUUGGCGUUUUACCUACAGGCGCGAUUGACAUGGCGUGGGGCUCGGCUGCUGAGGCCAGCGCUGCAGUUCUUCCUGGUUCUGCUGGCGGUCUACACAGGUCUGACCCGCAUCUCAGACUACAGGCACCACCCGUCCGACGUGCUAACAGGCUACAUACAGGGAGCCCUCACUGCUUACUGGGUGGCCUUCCACAUCUCAUCCAUGUUUAAAAGCUCGAGUUCAGAUCUGUCUCCGACUGAGACCCCGGACAGCCCCCUGUCGCCCCACCAUACUGUCUGCUAAACCUCACCUCCGCCAACUCCUGCGUGUGCCAACGCCUGCCUGCUGCUUGUAGUCUGCUUUGGAUGGACAAGAUUUAAAGAAUGUGAGAUCAUUUCCUGUGAAGUCAAACCACAUACCUCAGUAUUCAGACUCUGGGAGAGAGUAAGAGAGCGAGAGCGACAGAGAGUAGAGCUUGUGAGAUACUGUAUGUGGCUCAAAAGAGAAAACGUGAACUGAGGGAAAGGAGGAGGGAG
Molecule: messenger RNA, 1456 nt
Organism: Chelmon rostratus (copperband butterflyfish)
Lineage: Eukaryota; Metazoa; Chordata; Actinopteri; Chaetodontiformes; Chaetodontidae
Product: phospholipid phosphatase 3-like
Exons: 6
Coding region: 237-1223 (328 amino acids)
Biological process (GO): signal transduction; phospholipid dephosphorylation; phospholipid metabolic process
Molecular function (GO): phosphatidate phosphatase activity
Source: RefSeq, a predicted model, not a curated record